CAAUCGAGUCAAGAAUCGUUAGCUGGGGAAAAUCUGUUGUUUUCUAGUGCCUAUUUUGGUGGAAGAAUAAGCGCUUUUUCAUUGGUUCUUCAACGCUGACAGUUGAUCCCUCGGAGUGUUGUGGAUAAUAUAAAUGAGAUCAACUCCAAAGACUCCUGAGACUAAGGAGCAGCAGGAUUGUUAAGAUUUUCGAUUGUAGCGUUAUAUAACUAAUGCGCCGAUAGUGGAAAUUUUGCAAAGGCCUACCCUGAUUGAACGCGAGCUAGCAAUCAACGCGCACACCAUGCUGCGACAUGCUCGGUAGCCAAACCUCCUAACGGACAUGCGCGGAGCUUCUAUUUUUGUUUAGAAUUGUUGGGAAAAACUCGAAAGACGCAAAAACUAGUCCAGUGCCGAUUGUUGUCAAGUUGAUUUUCGCUUUUUUUGAUUAAGGAAAAAUGCCGCGGAAAGUACCGAUUAGAACGCUUUCGGAACUAGCUUUGACAGCAGUUGCGGGAUCGAUUGUGAACGCCAUUGGAAAUACGCUACAAAACUCGUUUAGCUUUGAACUGGAUCCGGAUAUAACGAUUGUUAUGGUGGAAAUCAACUCCUAUCUGGAGAACAUGGGUGCCACCAGCAGUAUUUAUGAGGAUCUUUUGCGAGUUAUCCUCAGUUCCGACGCUCUCGAAGGGUCAAUUCGGCUAUGUUGUAUGCAAAUGCUGCUGAAUGAAGGUGUUCACACUUUGGCAACGGAUAUGUUCCACUUGAGCUACUACGAAAGGAUUCUACAGACGCUAGCUAGGCAAGGUAGGGGUUUGCGACAGCUGAACAUGAAAGGAGUUUGGAUCAAAGACGAUAUGAUGUGUUUUAUGUUUGAGGUUGUCAAGCACCUGUCGCAUUUGACGAAACUGACGGUUCCGCACAUCGCAAACGACGAUCUGCUGAAGCACAUAGCCGAUUAUUCCAAGUACAUGCGGCAGCUCGAUAUCAGCGGAGACACCGAUAUCACCGAAAUAGGGCUCGAAUACCUUUGCUACGGAGAAUGUAGGAACAAUUUGACCGUUAUCGAUAUUGGAUCUCUCGGAGAGGAAAAUAUUUGUCACACCGAUAUCGCCCUGCUAUUGAUGAAUCUUCCGAACUUGGUGAGUCUAGCGAGUUACUCAUUUGUAGGGCGAAGCCUCUGUCACAUACUCGAGGAUAAGGAUCCAGCCUUCAAAUGUAAGCUUGUCUACCUCCACGAUACGGCCACCAAAGGUAAAACACUAGACGCCAUCAUCAGCACCUGUCCAAAACUGGUAGACAUCUACCUCGACUAUCCAGAGGCAGGCAUAUUGCAGAAACUUAAGGCUGUAAGCUUAAAACGGUUGAAGCUUUACAAAUUCAGUUGUGUCGAGCUACUUUCUCUGCUUGAGCCGAAAGGAGACAUCCUACGACAUUUGACCCUAAUAAAAGGUCGCGGAACCUUGGAAGUUCACAACCUUAUUCGUUGUAGCCCAAAUCUUGUCGAUCUAGACUUCUAUCUAAUGGACUCACUCACUUUCUCCGGCGAUCGAGGCUUCCACGAUCUGCAAGGUCUGGAGAUCCUCAGCUCACCGAUUUCACAAACCGGACUACUGGAUCUCCUGUCACACAACACUUCGCUUAAACGAAUCGCAAUCGACAGCGUCCCCUUCACCGACGAAGAAUUCUGCAAUCUGCUUGUCGAAAAGGAUUUCUACCAAUUGGAAGAUAUCUGGUUUACUACAGCUCCUCACAUGACCAUGGCUAGUAUCGAGAUGCUCAUGGAUCGAUGCCCGGAGCUGCAGAGCCUUGGCCAGCUCAGCGGUUGGUCGAUGAAUCCGGAUGACGUAACGCUGCUGCGCGGGAUCCUCAAGAGCUGCAACGCCUCACUGAUGCUGCCCCUCGCUCGCUUCUCCAUCAUCAAUCGAUCGCGCCAUUGAGGAAUCUUCACCUGCCCUGUGCCUUUGUAAAGCUAAUCAAUAAUAGAUUUAUUUUCCUUUUAUUUCCUUCCGGCACUCGAUCCCACUCGCUAUCUUUCUCACUCUCUC
Messenger RNA from Uranotaenia lowii, 2027 nucleotides. RefSeq lists its product as uncharacterized. The record is from RefSeq and is a predicted model, not a curated record. NCBI's taxonomy places the organism in Eukaryota, Metazoa, Arthropoda, Insecta, Diptera, Culicidae. The coding region runs from base 438 to 1919 and encodes 493 amino acids. The transcript is spliced from 3 exons.